UCCUGGCUUCUGUGCUGUGCUUACCAGCAGUAUUUGGUUCAGGGUUACCUCUGUCAAUUCCAAUUCAAAUUGAAAAGACUUGAAUCAAGUCCCUGCUGGUGCAGACCAAGUGGACCCCUGGUAUAACUCAUGAAAUAGCUCUGGGUUCUUAUGCCGAGGGAAAGGUUUAUGAAAACACCACACAGAGGAAUCAGUUCACUUGCCUGCAGCGCUGAAGGGGUUAAGCAAAGCAGCUUCCGUUCACUGAAGCUCUAGAGGUGUAGCCGGGAGUCACAGCGCACUGAAACCAGCAGCAGGGUCAGAGCUGUUAGGAAGGGAGGAAGCGCUUCACGUCUCACGCAUCACAGGGUUUGCAGACAGGGCUGCUGUAGGUUUUUCUUCUCCUUUUCAACUUUUACAAACCGUUUGCCUGCAUUGUGAACCAAGACUCGUCAGGCUCAAGAUUAACCAUGGCAGAAUACGGUUUCGAGGAGAUUGGUGAGGAUGAAGUGAAUGACAUACGGGAAGCAAUGGAAGCUGGGGGUUUAGCAGGGGCUGCAGAACGUAUCCAGGCUUACCUGGAGUCGCUAGACAGCGUGGAGCUCAACAUCGCCAUCACCGGGGAGUCAGGAGCGGGCAAGUCCACCUUCGUCAACGCCUUCAGAGGACUGGAGGAGGAGGACGAGGGGGCAGCCCCGACGGGGGUGGUGGAGACCACCGCGGAGCCCACCGCGUACCCUCACCCCAAGUUUCCCAACGUCACGAUCUGGGAUCUUCCAGGGAUCGGAACGCCGAACUUCAAAGCAGAUGAAUACCUGGAGCAGGUGAACUUCAAGCGCUACGAUUUCUUCAUCAUCAUCGCGUCCGAGCGCUUCCGAUCCAACAACAUGACGCUCGCCAUGCAGAUCCAGGAGAUGAAGAAGAAGUUCUACUUUGUCCGCUCCAAGAUCGACGAAAACCUCAGGGCGGAGAGCAGAAAGAGAGGCUACAGCGAGGAGAAGACUCUGGACCAGAUCAGACAAAACUGCGUCCAGGGCCUGCAGGACCACGGGGUGAAGGACCCGCGGGUCUUUCUGAUCUCCAGCUUCGACCUGAAACUCUACGACUUCGACAGGCUGGAGGAGACCCUGGAGAAGGAGCUCCCCAAACACAAGAGGCACAUCCUGCUGCUCUCCCUGCCCAACAUCUCCCUGCAAGUUCCAAAGCGGAAGCAGGAGGAGCUGCGAGCCAGGAUCUGGAAACUAGCUGCCCUUUCGUGCGGGGUCGCCGCCGUGCCCAUCCCCGGUCUCUCGGUAGUUUGUGACGUCGCUAUCUUGGUUAGAGAGCUGACGCUUUACUACAACACUUUCAGCCUGGAUGAUGAAUCCCUUCAGAGCCUGGCCCAGAGGGUGGGUAAACCAGUGGAAGACCUGAAGUCGGUGAUCAAAUCCCCGCUUGCAAAGGAGAUAUCGACUGAUGUGGUCCUCAAGCUGCUGACGAAGGCAGAAGGAGGAGGGCUCAUGUUGGCAGGGUACUGGCUCCGGAUCUUCCCCAUCAUCGGAUCUGUAGUGGCGCAAGGGAUCUCGUUUGGAACCACCCGUUACAUGCUGAAGAGCUGCUUGGAGGAGCUAGCGGAGGACGCACAAAAUGUCCUUAAAAAAGCCUUUGAGGUGGAAGUAUGAAGCCUCCCAAUUAGUGGUUGCAAUCCUGGGAUCCUGUAUGCUAAUUCAGCUCCCAAAAUCCCAGGAUGUAUAGAAGAGAAUUAUUAUUUGUUUAUUUAGCAGACGCCUUUAUCCAAGGCGACUUACAGAGACUAGGGUGUGUGAACUAUGCAUCAGCUGCUGAGUCACUUACAAUUACGUCUCACCCAAAAGAAGGAGCACAAGGAGGUUAAAUGAUUUGCUCAGGGUCACACAAUGAGUCAGCGGCUGAGGUGGGAUUUGAACCGGGGACCUCCUGGUUACAAGCUUGUUUCUUUAACCACUGGACCACACAGCCUCCUAGGAUUGUAUUAAGGCAACUGGUUCUGUUUUUAGUCGCGAUUUUCCCUUGUUUUGUUAUGUCUGCUUCACUUAGUAACUAGGCAACCAAGCCCUGCCGCUGAAAUUAAAACCGUGAGAUUUGGAAUUUCGCUUUAAUGGUAACAACCACUGUCUGCAGCUACUCAGCUCAACGUGGCAGAGGGAAAUGAAAAAUGGACUUUUACUGACUGUGACAAAGGAGACUCAGAGGUGACAUUCAGUAUGUACACGGGUCAUUCCACGCCAACGCAACCACACAAAGGGGCGUUCUGUUGCUCGACCGUCUCAGAUUUUGUUAGAAAAAUUCACCUGGAGGUUUGCAACCUGGCCUGCUGAGUGGCAAAGGUCAACCUAAAGUGAAAAAAUCACCCUGGGCUCAACUUAGACGCUACCAUCAUGUGUAGCACCUCGUUCGACUCUUUCACCCCAAAAUCACUGCAAGAUAUUUUUGGAUAGAUGUUGAUGAGAUCUACAAGAAUCAAGCAAAACACUUUGGUAUCCGUGGAUUUUGGAGUUUUGGCUGUUUUUCUGAGAACCAAUUGAGGUUUUGGUAGUUUCAAAUGGGUCUCUGUAACAAAGAAAUCUAAGCUCCAUGUGCAAGUUCAUAACCUCUCAGCUCCAAGCUAGUGCCACUGGAAGCACACCCUGUCACUUUUUACUCUAGAUCUAACCCCAGACAAUGCACAAUUGAAGACUAACGCCAAUUUGGUUAGGACUAUGUGGACAGGGGCAGCAGUGUGGAGUAGUGGUUAGGGCUCUGGACUCUUGACCGGAGGGUCGUGGGUUCAAUCCCAGGUGGGGGACAUUGCUGCUGUACCCUUAAGCAAGGUACUUUACCUAGAUUAUUCCAGUAAAAACCCAGCUGUAUAAAUGGGUAAUUGUAUGUAAAAAUAAUGUGAUAUCUUGUAACAAUUGUAAGUCGCCCUGGAUAAGGGCGUCUGCUAAGAAAUAAAUAAUGAUAAUACUUUAGCCUCACCAAAGUGGCCAUAAGCAAUGCUCGAAAGCAUGACAAAUGCAACUUCAAAAAGCCAAAAUUCACAGAUACCAAAAUGAUUCUCUAGCCAAAGCUUGAUAUAAUACACCUGUGGAAGCCAUGUCUUUGAGCUUAUCUUUCAUAUUAUUAUUAUCAUUUAUUUCUUAGCAGACGCCCUUAUCCAGGGGCGACUUGCAGUCAUAAACAAACAUACACUUCAAGAAUCACAGUACUAUACUCAGUCAUUUCCACUUGACAUUUUUACCGUCUACACAGAUUUCACUGAACACAUCGUUCAAACUCCCACUUAUUCUCCACUCAGAGCUAUAAAACCCUCUCGCUCCAGUUGCUGGUCCACUUGGUAUACAUGAUCAUCCCAUUUCUCUACCAUGAUCACGUCCUCCUCCGUUCACAGAGCAGAAAUGUGUGAACGACUGCAUCAGAAAAGAUACCAUGCAAAGGAAACCGACGCGUCACUAACACCUGAACAAAACCCAGGUUACUGCACCAGGGUGCUGAAGAACUGUGUUUUUAAAAACGACUGACCUCUUCAUGAACAUGGCGUAGCUAUUACCAAGGAUUGUGUUUCUUACAGUAACGCGCUGGAUCAUUUUGUGCACAGUAUUUUCAUUUAGAAGAAGGAGCUCCUCCUCUAUCACAAGGGACGCGCCUGACUGCUGUUGUGUAGCUAUUUCAAAUGAAGGUGGUGGUGGUGGUGCUU
Acipenser ruthenus (sterlet) is the source of this 3673-nucleotide messenger RNA. RefSeq names its product interferon-inducible GTPase 5-like. Bases 450 to 1640 code for a protein of 396 amino acids. Gene Ontology annotation, molecular function: GTP binding. The record is from RefSeq and is a predicted model, not a curated record. NCBI's taxonomy places the organism in Eukaryota, Metazoa, Chordata, Actinopteri, Acipenseriformes, Acipenseridae. The transcript has 2 exons. Gene Ontology annotation, cellular component: membrane.